This is a messenger RNA of Drosophila willistoni, 1682 nucleotides long. It is a transcript of the gene Gdap1, whose product is annotated as ganglioside-induced differentiation-associated protein 1. The record is from RefSeq and is a predicted model, not a curated record. The coding region runs from base 226 to 1218 and encodes 330 amino acids. Gene Ontology annotation, biological process: mitochondrial fission; mitochondrial fusion. The transcript is spliced from 4 exons. Gene Ontology annotation, cellular component: mitochondrial outer membrane. NCBI's taxonomy places the organism in Eukaryota, Metazoa, Arthropoda, Insecta, Diptera, Drosophilidae.
CAGUCGGCCAGUGGCAAUUCGUUGGUCUGGGUCGUACCGUCUCCACCUUCGUCUCGGUCUCCGGUUCGCGUUGUACCUCCUCUCCUCCAGCACGCGGUUAACGCGGCAUGUGAUAAAAAAAAGAAAAAAAAAAACCACAACUAAAACUAAAACAAACAACUAAACGAAGACGAUUUUUAAUUGUUACAUUUAACUUAAUAUUUUAUUCAAAAGAAUUAAUACAAAAUGUCCGAACAAGAGAAAGAAAUUGCUCCUGCUUCGCCUGUUUUGCAGGAUUUCAAGGCUCCUGUUUUUACGGAUAAUAAACUCGUGCUCUAUUUCCAUCCAUAUAACUUCUAUUCGCAAAAAGUUCUCCUGGUGCUCUAUGAGAAGAACAUUGACUUUACUCCCUAUGUGGUGGACUUAUGCAAUGGCGAACAGUAUUCCUCGUGGUUUUUGAAUCUAAAUCCCAAAGGCGAUGUGCCUGUAUUGCAGGAUGGUGCCUUUGUUAUACCCAAUUCUCAUCAUAUAAUCAACUAUGUGGAGAGCAAAUUUCGUGGCGAAGAGCAUCCGAAAUUGAAGCCCUCGCAGGAUUCAAAAGAAUUCGAUGAUGUAAUGGUCUAUGAACAGGCUCUGGGACGUUUGCCCAUCGGAGCAUUGAGUUUGGGAUCAUUUGUGCACGAUGAUCUCAAAUUGGUGCCCAAGGCACCAUUUAUAGGACCCGUGCGGCAAUCCUGCCUGAAAAACAAUGAUAAAGUUCUGGAUUUGCUACGUCGUUCUUUGGAGGAGUUGGAGCCCCAUAAUAAGAGUGCUUUGGAGCAUAAAUUGGAUAUACAAUUGCGUCGCAAAGAUUUAGUCUCAUCCCGUGAUGAUUUCCAACGUGUCUUGGAUGCUGUUCGUCAUGUCCUUUUGUAUGUGGAGCAGGAAUUAUCAAGAAAAUCCCCGCGCACUGAUUGGCUAAUUGGGGAUCAACUUACAUUGGCCGAUGUCAGUUUGGGUUUGCUACUGCACCGUCUAUAUCAGUUGGGAUUCGAGAAUUAUUAUUGGUCCUAUGGCAAAUUGCCGCAAGUGGAGAACUAUUUUCUGCGUUUCAAGCAGCGUCAAUCGUACCACAAGCUACAGCCAAGCAAUUUCGAGAUAUUAAAGGAGAUGUGGUCCAAAACGCCGGGAAAUUAUAAAAUAGGAGCAGGAGCUGGCUUCUUGGGUAUGGCCAUGUUUGCAGCCUUUGCUCAUAAAUAAUCACAGAUAUGUACAUACAGCAGGGUGGGCAGCAGCUACCAACUUUUGGGGUAAAUGUCUGGCAAAUAUCCAAAGAUAAUAACUGAUCCCUUUCCUUUUAUAUUAUAUAUAUAUAUAUAUAUAUCUAUACAUACAUAUGUAGUUCUUGGUUUGUUUUCUAUUUGGGGCUGCUUGGAACCCAUGCUAGACAUUUGCCAUUUACUUUUUAGUUAACAAAUCCAAUUUUUUUUUUUUUUUAUUAUCAAUUCGUUAUUAAAGUUGGUCACAUAUAAACAACACAAAACGCCUUAAGACUACCGAGAUGACAUGGCAACACUCAUCACCCAUCACCCAUGAUGCACCAAGUCAACCUAUUCAAAAGAAAAAUUAAAAUUAAUUUUUAUGGGAAGAGAGCCUCUCAUCUACAUCUACAACAUCUUCAACAAAAACUGUCGAAUAAAUAUGUAUGAAAAAUUCAACAUAAA